Messenger RNA from Lolium perenne, 1026 nucleotides. RefSeq names its product dehydration-responsive element-binding protein 1H. The record is from RefSeq and is a predicted model, not a curated record. Gene Ontology annotation, molecular function: DNA-binding transcription factor activity; DNA binding. Gene Ontology annotation, biological process: regulation of DNA-templated transcription. Lineage: Eukaryota; Viridiplantae; Streptophyta; Magnoliopsida; Poales; Poaceae.
UGAAGCUCAAGCUCAAGCUAAGCAAGCUAACGCACUCCAUACUCGAGCUCGUACCUGCACCAAGCGAUCUACGACCGGCAAUGGACGCGGGCCACGACAACUGGAUCAGCACCCCUUCGUCGUCGACGUCCUCACACGAGCACGCGACGGCGCCGUGGUCACCGUCGCCGAAGCGCCCGGCGGGGCGCACCAAGUUUAAGGAGACGCGGCACCCGGUGUACCGCGGCGUGCGGCGCCGCGGCAGUGCCGGUCGGUGGGUGUGCGAGGUGCGCGUCCCCGGCAGGCGCGGCGAGCGGCUCUGGCUCGGUACGCACGUCACCGCCGAGUCCGCGGCGCGCGCGCACGACGCCGCCAUGCUCGCGAUGCGCGGCAGCUCCGCCGCGUCGUGCCUCAACUUCGCCGACUCCGCCUCGCUGCUCGCCGUGUCAUCCGCGGUGUUCGAGUUCGCCGAUGUCCGGCGCGCGGCCCUCGCCGCCGUCGCGGAUUUCCAGCGCAGGAAUGCCGCCAACGGUGCCGCAACCGCUUCCGCUGGCGCCGUCGUGGAGGCAACCUCCAGCGCGUCAGCGCCGUCACCCGGGGACAAUGCCGGCUCGUCGGCGACGUCGUCCGAAGCUACGGCCGACGGAAUGUUUGAGGUUCCGGCAGCACUGGGCAGCGACAUGUUCGAGCUGGACAUGUCCGGCGAAAUGGACCUGGGCACGUACUACGCUGACCUUGCGGAGGGCCUGCUGCUGGAUCCGCCGUCGCCGGCUGCAGGCACCGAGGCGUGCUGGGACUGGGAGAACGGUGAUUACGGCGAUCACGGCGGAGCGGAUGCCGCGCUCUGGAGUUACUACUAGUAACGAUCGACGAGAAACCUUGGAACUGGAACGGAUCAAAGCUGCUGCCGGCAGUAUAAUCAAACUGUUAAAACAAUAUCGAAUCUUAUGCCAACAUAAUUUACAUGCGAGCAAGAGCACUCUCAAAAGACACACAAAAACAAGGGACAAGAAAAAUACGCACCUACUGACGUAAGUGUCGGAGCAA